Molecule: messenger RNA, 4086 nt
Organism: Brenthis ino (lesser marbled fritillary)
Lineage: Eukaryota; Metazoa; Arthropoda; Insecta; Lepidoptera; Nymphalidae
Source: the annotation of a GenBank genome assembly
AUGACUCUUUACAUUGAUAAAAAACUCAUUUUUUCUGAUACGAAUGUCGUUACAACCUUAAGCUCAUGGCAUCCUUCGCUACCACUACUUGCUGUUGGAUCUUAUAAUCAAGAAAAAGGCGGAUUUGUAACAAUUUUUCAAGAAAACGGGGUUGCUCUAGAAGGCUGCGAUUGGCCUGUAUUAAUAUCGAAUCAAGUAACUGCACUAGCUUGGCAUCCUUUAAGAAAACUAUUAGUUGUUGGUUGGGAUGGAGGUGAACUUUAUAUCUGGUUGGAGUACUCAUGGGCUCGAUUGGAGGCACCACACAAUGCUGCUUUAACUACAGUAACUUUUAGUGCUGGUGGUGGCAGGCUCCUGGCCUCAGAUGCUGCAGGAUCUCUAUCAGGAUGGCAGUCUAGUUCUGGCGCUCCUUUAACAGCAUUUCAUCAUCAGCUUGGAGAUGUUAUUACACAUGUAAAAUUUUGUGUUCCAAAUCCAACUUCUGAGACAUCUAUAAGAGGCUUAGCUCGAGCUGCGGUUGCCGGAGAUGAAAAUGCUUUGGAUGCCCUGGCUGCUUGGAGGCCUCGAACUACUGCAAAAAUUAGAGAAGGCAUUCAACCUGACAACUAUGCCUGCUAUGCAGCACAAGAUAAUGGUAUAAUUUUAUACAUUGAUCAUGCUGGAGCAUGUUCUGAAGUGCUGAAUGCUGCAGGUAUUAUUGUUUUCCUAGAAAUAUUAAGCAAUUUGUACCUACUAAUUGGUUGGGAAACAGGUGGGGCUUUAAGCCUCUCAAGGUUUGUAAUGUCAAAUGAUGGUUCAUUGACUACAGAUACUCAUGUCAGAAUGACUGCAAGAAAUAGCCAAUGCAUUGUAUUAGCAGGAAACUAUUGUGUAGCAGUUAUUACUGGAGAUAAUUUAAUAAGAAUUUGGGACAGUGAAACUGGUGAUAAUGAUGUCUUGCCUAAUGAGAGUGAUGAAACAGUGGCAGGAGAUAUAUUUACAAGUAUUAGUUACUGCCAUCUAAGUGAUACAUUAUGUUGUGGCACAUCUCAAGGAAACCUAUACCUGUGGAGGCGAGAUCAUAGAAAUAGUUGGAAACUUAUAAGCAGCACCUCUGUUAAAGGUACUGUAAAAGAAGUAACAUGGGGUUCUGAAGGAUUAAUGAAUCCUUUGUUACAUGUAAAUUGCAUAACAAAUGCAUUUAUUCUUCGUGAGCAACAUGUAUGUUGGGGCUAUUCUAACAAUAUAUGGAUGGUGCAAAAAUCUGCUCACGAAAUAGCUAUAUCUGGAGCAGCUAAUGUGUCUUCGAAUAUUGAUGCAUCACUAACAAUAAAAACUUUUGCAUUUAAAGAUAACUAUAUUGUAUUAGGUGAUGGUAAAGAUGUACAAGUUUGGAUGAACAGUAAAGAAAAUGCAACAAAAUUUAACUUCUUGCGUACUUUUCCUUGGAAAACUGACAUUCUUAUAUUGCACAAUGAGAUCAUAGUUGGACUGGGGAACCCUCAUAUUGAGUGUUAUAAUGUAUCAGGGAAUAAAGUGGGAAUUCUUCCAACAUCUGAAGGAGAAGGUGAACCAAUUGCCAUUACAAAUACAAACAAAUUUAUUGUUAUAGCAACAAUUGAUGGAACCAUUAAGCUCGCAGAAAUAACUAAAAAGGGACUAAGAAUGCCAUACCCAUCAAAAAACUGCUACCAUGUGAUUGAAGAUUUUGGAGAAAUUAUGCGUUUAUCUGUCAAUGCUUCUGGCCUUUAUAUCUGUUUAAGUAUUGCAAAUGCAGGUCUAGCUCCUGACCCAAGAAUUUAUUUAUGGGAUGUUGCAAAUGAUGUUAUUAAUAGUACUCUUUUAUCUGAUUCCAAACAACCUCCAUACCAAAGUGUCCCUAUAGCAAUAUUGUGGGACAAUAACGACCCUAGACUUGUCGCUGUUCACAUGCGUUCUGCAGAAUUUGACCAUAUUCAUUUGUUUUUUUGUCAUGAAGGUGAGCUUUAUGAGUACAAAAAUUGGUGUCCGAGUGCCGAAGAUUACUUCACGUCUGAUUUUAUAUUCUGCUCAUUAUUUUCACCAUAUGUAGUCAUUUUAUCUCAGCAAAAUAUUAAAAGAAUAUUGAUGAAAGAAUUUGAAGAUUCUUCUGAAUAUGAACUGAAUAAAUUAAAACAGGUGCUGAAUUUUCUAUAUUUUAUGACAACUGGACAUUUAGAAAAAGCUGUUGUGAUCGGUACUAAUAUAGCAGGCAACAAAAAGUCAAUUGUUUGGGAAAGUUUGGCUAAAGUUUGUGUAUCUUUAAAAAGGGCAGACGUUGGCGCGGUAUGUUUGGGGAAAAUGGGAGAUAUAAAAGGGGCCUUAAUGAUGCGAAAGGUGUUAAAUGAUGACAGUAUGGAUGAUACAUCUAGAGUUGGGGUAUUAGCUGUUAACUUGGCUAUGUUAGAAGAGGCGGAAAACUUGUUUCGGGAGGCUCAAAGACCUGAUUUAAUUACACGUCUAAUAUCAGCAAAAGAUGGUGGGUUAAGUGAAAUUAUUAACGGUGAAAAGGCAAGUGAGAAUGCGCUUCUUAUUAAAAGUGCACAGCACAAGCUUGCCAAAAUAUUAUGGGCAAACGGUGAAACUGGGUCUUCAUUGAAAUUGUUCGAAAGUGCAGGAACUCUUGUACCACAUGUUCCACGAAUGCUAAUAGCCCAAGGUCAAGCUGCUGCAUUAGCUCAAUAUGUUUCAACUUCAAAUGAUAGCAACUUAAUAACAUGGUGGGGCCAUUAUUUGGAAAGUAUUGGCGAUCUUGAUGGAGCAUUAGACGCUUACGCUCGAGCAAAUGAUUUUGGAGAACAAACAAGGCUAUUGUGUCAUAUGGACAGAAUGGAGGAAGCGGAAAAACUAUGCCUAAAAAAUUCUUCAUCAAUGUAUCAAAUGGCACGACAUUUAGAAAUGAAUGCAAAUGCUACGGAAAGUGCCGUUAAGCUUUAUUUAAAAUGCGGUGCUGUAUCAUCAGCCAUAAGAGUAUCAGCGGAAGCGAGUGCAUGGAAUUUAGUAUGGCGCGCUGGAAAUUCAUCUCCAAAGCAUGCUCUAUAUGCUGCAUCUAUUCUUGAAAAUGCUGGACAAAUUGAACAAGCUAUCGCUUUAUAUCAAAAAUCAGGCGCAGCUCACAUGGCGUUAAAGCUAGCAGUGAGUUCUGGUGACACGAAUGCGAUGGUGGCUGCUGUUGAAUCUCUAGGGGACAAAAUAGAUCCGGAGUUGGCGCACACUCUCGCAGCACACCUGCGGAAGGCGGACCAUCACUCUCACGCCGCUGCUCUACUUGCGACUGCAGGAAAGUACGAAGAAGCGUUAGACAUAGUGGAGCAGUCCGCCACUCCCCUGUCGGAGGAGCUGAGCGAGCGGCUGGCGGCGCCGGCGGGCGCGGCGGGGCGCGACGCGCUGCUGCGCCGCCUGGCCGACGUGCUGGGCGCGCGCGGCCUGUACCACCAGGCCGCCAAGCGGCUGGCGCACAUCGGGGAUAAGGCGGGCGCGCUGCGCUGGCUGAUCCGGUCGGACGACGCCGACCGCAUCGCGACGUUCGCGGCGGCGACGCGCGACCGCGCCACGCAGCUGCUGGCGGCCGACGCGCUGCGGCGCCGCGCGGCCUGGCGCCGCCGCCCCGACCUCGCGCGCCACGUGCGCGCCUUCUACGCGCGCGCCCGCGCGCACGGCAAGCUGGCCGCCUUCUACGCGGAGUGCGCCAACAUGGAGAUCGAUGAUUAUGAGAACUAUGAAAAAGCCUUAGAAGCUUUAAAGGAGGCAAUGAAAUGUAUUGCGAAGUCUUCAGAUCCAGAGACAAGCUCCCAAACCAUGGCCCUUCAAGAACAAAGUGUAUUUGUUAAACAAUUUAUAGAUAUGAAGAAAGCUUUAAGUACAGGAGAUAUUAAUGCUGGUAUAUCUAGCGGAAAACAAUUGAUGCGCGCCGUGAGCGGACGCGCAGGACUUAUAUCCGAAGAGAAAAUACUCAAGACUCUAGUACAAUACUCCAGUGACCAUCCUGAGGGUGAAGAACUAGAAAAACAAUUAAAAGCAUUACAACAGCGUUCCUAUGAAGAAAGUACUUUAAGCGAUUCACCAGAGCAAAGCGUGGAAGAAGUUAUA